CAUACUACUGGAGCUGGAUCUAGAUCUACUAAACCAAUGGAUGGUGAACUAAUUGAAACUGAUACGGAGUCAGGUAACACUAAUCAUAUGACUCAUGGGAAGGUGAUUGCUAACAAGCCAAUUGCCACGCAGCUAGAUGCAGCAAUUCACGCGCUAGACCCUAAGAAGAGAUAUGCAAGUCAUUAA
Messenger RNA from Bipolaris victoriae FI3, 186 nucleotides. RefSeq lists its product as hypothetical. The annotation marks the transcript as partial. The record is from RefSeq and is a predicted model, not a curated record. The transcript has a single exon. NCBI's taxonomy places the organism in Eukaryota, Fungi, Ascomycota, Dothideomycetes, Pleosporales, Pleosporaceae.